Messenger RNA from Toxorhynchites rutilus septentrionalis, 3074 nucleotides. Its product is annotated as gamma-aminobutyric acid receptor subunit alpha-6. The coding region runs from base 669 to 2771 and encodes 700 amino acids. Gene Ontology annotation, molecular function: extracellular ligand-gated monoatomic ion channel activity; neurotransmitter receptor activity; GABA-A receptor activity. Gene Ontology annotation, biological process: monoatomic ion transmembrane transport; chemical synaptic transmission; nervous system process. Gene Ontology annotation, cellular component: membrane; synapse; neuron projection. The record is from RefSeq and is a predicted model, not a curated record. The transcript is spliced from 8 exons. NCBI's taxonomy places the organism in Eukaryota, Metazoa, Arthropoda, Insecta, Diptera, Culicidae.
UGUGCGGCAUCGUUACGGCCGUCAUAUGUAUGCGAAGCGGCAGAGAUGGCGGGAAAAGUCCGUGCGCCCUGUAAACCUGUAAAACUUUCGUUCCGUCUUGUCGUAAGUCGGAAUAGGAAGACGACGCGACGGAGGCCCACCUAAUCUCAACAUAACGACACGGUGUAUCGAACGAUGCGCACUGCCACAACAUCUUCUGGGAGUUGUGCUUCCAGGCCGCGUGGUCCAUCGGCAGCAUCAUCAGUCGGGAUCUCCAGCGAGUGAAGAACUGUUGGUUUCGCCGCCAACAGAAGAACCAUUUCGUUUUGCGGUAAAUGUGACACGGAGGCGGUAUUUUCCGGUGCGUGUAUGCUCAACGAGACAAAGUUGAAACAAAACGAAACGGGGUUGUUUUUGUGGCUGCCGAGUGUGGUGUUAUUUCACGUGGUUUUAGUGGUUUAGACGUUAUGAUUGAAACUAUGAACCAACUUUGAGCGAUGUGAUUCGUAGUAAGAUGAUUAGUGCCGUAUUCUACUCCAGUUAUUCGAGCGGAAUGAUAAAAGAAGAUGUGAGUGUUUUUUAAAUUCUCCGGAAGAAAGAUUCAAUUAUCGAGCAAUCAAUUUCGCUUCGUGGAAAAUCCGAGACGCCACCUUUAAUUGACAAACGAUUGUGCGAGGAACGAGAUAAUUAUGACUAAAUUGCUCACCCUUCGAGGGAGCAAUGAUUUGGUUGUGAAGAUGCUGCUGCUGCUCAUUUUGGUGGGAUCCUCGUCGUUCGGCAAACUGGGCGGUCAGGGAGUAUCCUGCUACACGGUGAAAACAGGACACGUGCAGCAGCAUAACACGCUGGAGAAUGGAUUGCUGAUUGCGGCGAAUAUUUCGAUAGGUCAUCUGCGAAAACACAAAUAUUUUUAUUACCUGCCGAGAAGCAAUAACGCUCCCCACAACCGCAAGCAACGCAAUUCAUCCUUCUACUCGAAGAUUGACGAUAACGAUGCGAGUAACUCACGAGUAAAUCGACCUCCAGCCAUAGAACUUCGUCGGCUCCGUCAUGUUUCAGUAUCAAGUAUUGCAUCAGCCCAAUCUGAUUUGCUCGAUAUGAACAAAGAGCGCAGCCUAAGGUCGUCAUCAUCGAUGUCGUUGGUGGCACCGGCUGGAGUACACGAAGAAGAGAAGCACCAACCCCAUCGCAGCAUCCAACGUUACUACAUUUAUAGCACUGCACCCCGGAAACGCAGCCCUGACGGAGAGGAAGUUAGGGACAAUUUCAUCGCGGAUAAAUAUAAGCUUUUUCGAGUAGAAUCUCAUAUUAACAGACCACCGAUUGGGUCGUUGAAUGCUUCGAGACACUCCGAGUAUAACGAUUACAAAACCGUGAGAAAACGAAGUGCGGCUGACGAUAUGUUGAGCAAGAAUAUCACCCAGAUAUUGGAGAAUCUGCUGAAGAGCUACGAGAACUCGCAAAUGCCUACGCACGGACAGGAUGUGCCAACAAUAGUGAAAACCAACAUUUUAAUACGCAGUAUGGGACCGGUAUCGGAACUGGAUAUGGACUAUUCAAUGGACUGCUACUUCCGCCAGUAUUGGCGCGAUAAGCGCCUCAGCUUCCACGGUCCCAUCAAGAGCCUUUCGCUCAGCAUCAAAAUGCUGGAAAGAAUCUGGCGUCCAGACACCUACUUCUACAACGGGAAACAUUCCCAUGUGCACACAAUCACUGUUCCAAACAAGCUGCUCCGGCUGAGUCAGGAUGGCGAAAUACUGUACUCCAUGCGCCUCACCAUUAAAGCAUCGUGCCUCAUGCAGCUGCGGAGCUUUCCGAUGGACCGCCAAUCGUGCCCGCUCGUGUUGGGAAGCUAUGCGUACUCCAGACAGCAGCUGCUCUACCAGUGGAAGGACGAUGACUCGGUCAAUUUCGUGCCCGGAAUGACCCUCAGUCAGUUCGAUCUGAUCAGUUUUCAUCAGAAGAAUUACACGUUUGCUCGCCGAGAGGGUGAAUUCUCGGUAUUGCAUGUUUCCUUCAACCUACAGCGUCAUACGGGCUACUUUUUGAUCCAGGUGUACGUCCCGUGCAUCCUGAUUGUCGUCCUAUCGUGGGUAUCGUUUUGGAUUCAUCGAGAGGCUACCAGUGAUCGGGUUGGAUUGGGUAUAACAACCGUGCUGACUUUGUCAACGAUAAGCCUUGACUCAAGGACAGAUUUGCCGAAAGUUCGCUACGCCACAGCCCUGGAUUGGUUCCUGCUGAUGAGUUUCUUCUACUGUAUUGCAACCCUGCUGGAAUUCGCCGGGGUGCACUAUUUUACCAAGGUCGGAAGCGGCGAGAUCCCACUGGACGAAGACGAAUGGGAAGACAUUGACAAUGUGCAGGAGAUUGGUGGAGGUGGUGUUCGAUCGAACCCAGCAUCCAUUCACGAUUCACCCCAGCGAUUGAUGGCAGCGCGCAGACGCAGCUCGCUUAUCUGUCCCAUCUACAACGAUCCGCAGCAUAUGUUUAAGGCAACGACUUCGCAUCUGUCUACGAUGGAAAGGACUACUCAGACCGAACCCCCGAAAGAGCCAGGCUGGAAGCAGUUGUGGCUCUGCUUUCUAGGAGAUGAUCAGUUUCGUCGCCGGAGACAACGGGAAGCUUCUGGAAGAGGUGGAGCCAGCCGCCACGUUAACAGUGUGUCCCUGAUUGAUCAAGCCGCUAGAGUGAUGUUUCCAGCUUCCUUCACAUUUUUCAAUGUACUCUAUUGGUUAUGCUAUUACACCUAUCAGGCUGAUUUCACGUGGGCUCCCUUGAAGGAACAAAGUUAAGAUCGUUUACCCCUAAAAAUUUCGAAUUGAGAAUUGAAUAUCAAAAUACAAUAUACGAAAAAGUACUAUAGACAGAUAAUACUAAAAUUAUAGACAAAUUCGCUUAAGAACGAGGUUUCAAACAAGUAGGUAUGUGUAGUUAAAACCCUAGCAAAGAAACUUAGCCCACCCCAAUUAAAAUGAAAUUAUGAAAAUACCGACGGUUGUUGAUAAUUAAAGUUAUUAUGUAACAAUUUACCCCGAGUUUUUGAACUAAGAUGACCCUUCUGCCAAACAGUGCUUUCUUUUUUCGUUCUGCCAAGC